AUGAAGCUGCUAAGUUGGAUGCGCACUAUAAAGCAAAAUGGCGUAGACCCAUCAAAGGAGUUCAAAGGUGAUUUCUGUUGUCUAAGAGCUCAGGUUUCCUCUGAAGUUCAAGACAUCCGUACAAACUCCUUCUCCUUCUCCUUCUCCGGACCAUCUCAUGACCCGAAUCCACCGGAACUUGAUGACGAACUCCGGUUUGAUAAAAACGGGUUCAGCGGAUUUCUGGCGAUCGGGACGCUUGGCAGAGAUCCUGAAACACCGAAAUUCGCAGCUUUGGUUGCAGAAGAAGAUGUAGCUGGAGCACAAAAAGAGAUGGCAAAGCUCAUUACUGAGAAACUAGACAAGUUUCUUGAGGAAUACCCUGAGGAUACUAGCAGUAAGCGGGUACAGAGAUCGAAUGCAGAAGGAGAUAGAGAAUCAGAUGUACGUCCAACACAAGGUUAUGAUCUCUUUCGAUCCUCGAUUGAGCUUACGAAGAGAAGCAACAAAGUAAAGAAGAAGAAGGGUUUACUGACGAGCCUCUUCAAGAGAAGAAAGACAGUAGAAGGAGAGUGUAAUUCCAUGGAGAAACAUGGCACAGGAGAUUUGAUUAAAAGGAUAUGUGCAAAGCUCCAUGGGUCUUCUACAAAGAAGAGAAAUGAUGAUGAUGCUGUAGAUUCUACUCCCAAGAAGAAAGAUCUCAGAAAGAGUGUUCAAAUCCUCCGAAGUAAAGUCCACCCCGUUCUCUAUGCACCUGCAGCAAGAGAGGAUAACAAGAUAGAUGGCAGAAGAAGCUGCAUCAACCGCUGCGAUCUCAACAUCCCGAAUCUUAAUGAAGGGUUUCUCGUUUCGAGUUCCAUCUCUGAAGGGAACAGGAAAGGAGAAAACUGGAUCAAGACUGAUGCAGAGUAUCUUGUUCUGGAACUGUGAAGACCAACACACAUUGCAACAAACCUCCAUUGAUGUUCCAAGCAAUCUGCUAUCAAAC
Messenger RNA from Eutrema salsugineum, 967 nucleotides. Its product is annotated as protein LAZY 1. NCBI's taxonomy places the organism in Eukaryota, Viridiplantae, Streptophyta, Magnoliopsida, Brassicales, Brassicaceae. Gene Ontology annotation, biological process: gravitropism; regulation of auxin polar transport. The coding region runs from base 1 to 909 and encodes 302 amino acids. The record is from RefSeq and is a predicted model, not a curated record. The transcript is spliced from 5 exons.